This is a messenger RNA of Diospyros lotus (date-plum), 426 nucleotides long. RefSeq lists its product as uncharacterized. The coding region runs from base 1 to 426 and encodes 141 amino acids. The record is from RefSeq and is a predicted model, not a curated record. The transcript has a single exon. NCBI's taxonomy places the organism in Eukaryota, Viridiplantae, Streptophyta, Magnoliopsida, Ericales, Ebenaceae.
AUGAAAGCAGCCCAAGACCGACAGAAAAAGUACGCAGAUCGUCGAACCCGACCUUUGGAGUUUGCUGAAGGGGAUCUGGUGUACCUUCGAGCUACCCCAAUACAUCCAAUAUUUAGACAUCAACGAAAGGGAAAACUAGGAUCUCGGUAUUUGGGACCGUAUCGAAUCAAGGAUCGAGUUGGACCACUUACCUACCGUCUAGAGUUGUCAGAGGCAUUAACCGGACUACAUGAUAUAUUUCAUGUUUCCCAGUUACGGAAGCAUAUAUAUAAUCCAGACAUGGAAGUGCACGCUAAGAAUGUUGAACUUCAACCCGAUAUGACAUUCGAGGUGCAACCUGUACGAGUACUGGAACGCCAGGAUCGCCAAUUAAGACGUAGAACUCUACAUAUGGUAAAUGUGCAAUGGAGCCAACAUUUAGAAUGA